UCGAUCUGAUCGCACGGGAAGAUGAACGGUGCAGGGAGACAGGGGCUGAGAUCUGGUGCGACGGGGGUGCAUCACCAGCGACAGUACUCCGAUAACUUUCUCGACGGCUCCUCCAACGGCAACAGGUGGCUCCAAUCUGCUGGUCUUCAACACCUUCAAUCCUCUGCCAAUCCGCUUCAGGACUAUAACUUUGGAGGAAGAAUGAACAGGAAUGCACAGAGGAGCUUUAAUGGAGGAACUGAUUAUUACAUGGAGCCAUCCACACCUCCCGGUUCUUACCGUGCUUCGACGCAGAAAAAGAAUGGAGAAGAUUCACCCGGUGAUUUCAGCCCCGGCCUGUUGGAUCUGCAUUCAUUUGACACUGAGCUUCUUCCUGAGAUUCCAGCCUCCAAUGCAUUUGAUACCAACUCCCCGUAUCAACCUAUCCGGGGUAGAAGCUUUGAUGACUCUGAACCUUACAUGUUGAGUAAACAGACUGGCAGAGCUCGUGCUCCUGAAAACCUAUUGAAAAGUUUACCUGCAGACAAAGAGAAAUCUAGUUCUGUAGCAAAGAUUAAAGUUGUGGUUCGUAAGAGACCAAUGAAUAAGAAGGAGUUAGCAAAGAAUGAGGAAGACAUUAUAGAAACAUAUUCCAAUUCUUUAACAGUGCAUGAGACUAAACUGAAGGUUGACCUUACUCAGUAUGUAGAGAAGCAUGAAUUUGUUUUUGAUGCUGUCUUGAAUGAGGAGGUUACGAACGAUGAGGUGUAUCAUGAAACAGUGGAGCCCAUAGUUCCAAUAAUCUUUGAUCGCACUAAGGCAACUUGCUUUGCAUACGGCCAAACAGGAAGUGGAAAAACCUACACAAUGAAGCCACUUCCACUUAAAGCAUCAAGGGACAUCUUGAGAUUGAUGCAUCAUACUUACAGGAACCAGGGAUUUCAAUUGUUUGUCAGUUUCUUUGAAAUAUAUGGUGGGAAGCUUUUUGAUCUCCUUAAUGAUCGAAAAAAACUUUGCAUGAGGGAGGAUGGUAAGCAGCAAGUUUGCAUUGUGGGUUUGCAAGAGUACCGAGUAUCGGAUGUGGAGGACAUCAAAGAAUUGAUUGAGAAAGGAAGUGCCGCAAGAAGUACGGGCACCACGGGUGCAAAUGAGGAAUCUUCACGGUCACAUGCAAUACUUCAGCUUGCUAUCAAGAGGUCAGUUGAUGGCAAUCAAUCCAAACCUCCCCGGGGUGUUGGCAAGCUCUCCUUCAUAGAUCUUGCUGGAAGUGAACGUGGAGCAGAUACCACAGAUAAUGACAAACAGACAAGAAUAGAAGGUGCUGAAAUCAAUAAGAGCUUACUCGCCCUAAAGGAAUGCAUUAGAGCCCUUGAUAAUGACCAAGGACACAUCCCUUUCAGAGGCAGUAAACUGACUGAAGUUUUGAGGGAUUCAUUUGUUGGCAAUUCCCGCACUGUUAUGAUAUCAUGCAUAUCACCAAGCUCUGGGUCAUGCGAACAUACUCUGAAUACUUUAAGAUAUGCUGACAGGGUAAAAAGCCUAUCGAAAGGUAACAACUCUAAGAAGGAUGUUUUAUCUUCGAAUCUCAACCUCAAAGAAUCAACUACGGUUCCCUUAUCUGUUAAAGCAUCUGCCUAUGAGGAUCGCACUGCUGAUACAUGGGAUGAUGAAAAUGAAGGGGAUGAUCUUAGUCCCUCUGAAGAGUACUACGAGCAGGUGAAACCACCACCUUUGAAGAAAAAUGGAAAGAUGGAGCCAUAUGAUACAAUAGAUGACAAAUUGAAGAAACCCAGUGGUCAGAUCAAAUGGAAGGACCUCCCAAAAGUUGAACGUAAAACUGCACAUUCAGAGGAUGAUUUAAAUGCCCUCUUACAGGAAGAAGAGGACCUUGUUAAUGCUCACCGGACACAAGUAGAGGAGACCAUGAAUCUUGUUAGAGAGGAGAUGAACCUCUUGGUUGAAGCAGAUCAACCAGGGAAUCAGCUGGAUGAUUAUAUAACAAGACUAAAUGCCAUUCUUUCUCAUAAGGCUGCUGGCAUCCUGCAGUUACAAACCCGUUUAGCUAAUUUUCAGAAACGUUUGAAGGAGCAUAAUGUUUUGGUUUCAUCUACUGGUUAAUAAUAUAAGUUACAACAGACUCCUAGAGAAAGGGUUUUAUUUAGGUGGUCGGAAACAUGCAUUUCUGUUAUUCAGUUGAAGAUUAUGUGAGUUCUGGGAUAUGAAGUGGCAUUCAUACUAGUUGAUUCAUCAUUAUUUUGUACCUUGGCUCUUCCCCUCGGGAUAGGAAGCUGGAGUUUGGAGUCUUCAUUUUUUCUCUUUA
Messenger RNA from Gastrolobium bilobum, 2299 nucleotides. RefSeq names its product kinesin-like protein KIN-13B. Gene Ontology annotation, molecular function: microtubule motor activity; ATP binding; microtubule binding. The transcript is spliced from 12 exons. Lineage: Eukaryota; Viridiplantae; Streptophyta; Magnoliopsida; Fabales; Fabaceae. Gene Ontology annotation, biological process: microtubule-based movement. The record is from RefSeq and is a predicted model, not a curated record. The coding region runs from base 22 to 2097 and encodes 691 amino acids.